AAAUCGAGGCCUUAAGUAACUCAAGAUUAGAAAAUAAUGUAGAGCAACUUGUAGUUGCCACAAUUGCCAGGUUAACGGGCCCGAACAACACCGCGAACCCCCCCGAAAUCAUAUGUUACGAAUGCAAAGGUAAAAAUCAUUUUGCCAAAGAUUGUAAGGCACCCGGUAAACAGGAAAGAAAACCUAGUAAUUCCAUGAAAUCGUUAGGUGGGGGGAGAUCGAGAAGUAAUUCCAGAGAUAGAUCCUUAGAACGCACGAAAAUAGGGCAGCCUAUAUGUCAGCUCUGCUCCUCUCCCGGUCAUAGCGCACUUUCGUGUGCAAAACUUCAAAUUUUCAAAAAUGGCGACCAUCCAAAAAACUAGACUUGCCGUACGGAGUUGUGAUGGACUCUCCAACUGCGUACACACAGGCGAAAAAAGAGUCAUCCUUUAAAGCAAAAGCGUACUUAUUGCAGGAUGUUCUUAUUUUACCCGGGGAACAAGUAACAGCCAUGGCACAAGUACCAAACUUUGAGAGAAGGGGCCAAAAUCUCUAUAACUUUGAGCCCUUCAUCAUAUCAGAUGUGAUGAUUAAGCCCGCGGCGGACUUGCGAUUUAUAAGCCGCACCAACUUCUACAUCACCCUGAUAAAUAAGCUUACAGCUCCGGUGAAGUUGGUAGCGCACGUCCCUGUGGGUCAUGUACUCAAGGUAAACCAACAACCGCCCAAAGAAUCAAAAUAUGAGAAUGAGACGAGCGAUCAGAAUACGAAAAACAUUAUAGAAACAACGCAAGCAAAUGUACUAAAAAAGGUACAAGCAAAUGAUGAGUUGCAAAAAAGACCAGUAAUUGUAGUAGGUGACACACGUGUGAAAUUGAUAAAACAUCUUUUGGAAAAAGAACUUGGCAACAUCGCGGAACUGCAAAUUGCAUAUAGCAGUGAUGCCAACUUGGGAAAAGCGUUGGAUUUACUUGAGUGCAUGGCCGACAAAAAAAAUAAGGAUACGAUCGCAAUAGUCAUCGCAGGGUCUAAUGAUUUCCAUGAACAUUAUGAGUCCCAAACAUACGCGACUAUUGUUAACAACCUCCCGUUAGGAAGGUUACGAGAUUUUAGUGAAAAAUUUCAUGUUUUGUAUACACCUAUUUUUCCCAGGUAUGACGUCAGGCGCAUAAAUGCCAAAAUUGAUCUGGUAAACGCAUCAAUCUUAGGACAAAUAGUAAAUUGUCCGAGAUUAAGUCGCAUUAAUAUUAACAAAGAAUUACUACCAUGUAAUACUUUUGAGCAGAAUGGAACAAAUCUCAAUGAAAAAGGUAAGCAAUUAGUGACAAAAGCGAUCGUGGAUGCAGUGCGAGCCAUUACACAAGGCGGCGGGGAAAUAGGAGUAGUAAAUGCAAUAGAAAAUGGUCAUUCAAGUAAACUAAAUUGUAGACGUCCACUGCAUGUAAAGGGCACAGUCAAUUUUAAGGAAAUUUCCUUUGUGUGCGAUACAGGCGCGGGGGUGAGCCUUUGUAGACCGGAACUAGUUAAUAAAGAUGACAUCAAGCCAGUACGAAAUUUCCAAUUAUUAACAGCCGCUAGUGAAGAAUUGCGUCCUUUAGGCGAAGCAAAACUAGAAUUUGAAUUAGAUGGCGAACCAUUUGUUCAGGAUGUUUUUGUCUCAGAUCAGCUUCCAGAGCCCAUAAUUCUGGGAGUUAAUUUCCUUGAGUUUUAUAACUGCUUAAUAGACUUUGAUCUACAAAGGCUUACUCUCCGCCGGAACGUAUCUCGCGAAAUUCACCUACAUUUUAAUCAAAAUAAUUCUUCUUCACAACAAAAAUCACUAAUAUUAAAUUCCGACGAUUAUGAAUCGACUGUAAUAAGUUUCUGCAAUAUAGCCAAUGCAACUUGUGUCCCUCCGCCUCCCCUUGCGAAAGUAAGGCACCCUGUAACAAUCAAAGGUAACCAAAUCGCCAAAGUACCCAUUUACUUUACGAAAAAUUUAACGUCACCUCUAAUAGCCCUAAAACAAAUAAAUAAAGGCAAAGUCAAAAAAAUUGACAUUUUGACUUCAACCUUUGAUCCCAAUAAAACAGAUGAAAUUCAAAUCAGAAACGACUCGCCACACUCUAUCAUUCUAUUUCAGGAUUCUACACUAGGUAAGGUUCAAGAAAAUUACAUUCCGCCUACCAGACAUGAAAACAUUCCAGCAGCACAUAUUAAAAAUUUAAAUUCACUGAAUAUUAAUCCAAAUUUAACACCUGAUGAGAGAAGAAAGGUGAUAGAAGGAAUAGCCGAUUAUCAUGAUGUAUUUUUAUGGGAUGAAUCAAAAUUUAAAGGAGGGAUGGCAAAUUACCCCCCGGUCUCCAUCCCUCUUACGUCAGAUAAAAUAGUGUAUAAACCUCCGUACCGACUUUCCACAAAAGAAGCGAUCUGGCUAGAAAAAGAGGUCCAAAACUUAAAAUCACAAAAUAUAUUAGAGGAUUCUGAUUCAAGCUACGGCUUCCCAGCAAUUUUAAUACCAAAAAAUGACACUUUUCGGCUAGUACAGGACUAUCGCUUAUUAAACGCGAUGGUCAG
Messenger RNA from Bemisia tabaci, 2535 nucleotides. The record is from RefSeq and is a predicted model, not a curated record. NCBI's taxonomy places the organism in Eukaryota, Metazoa, Arthropoda, Insecta, Hemiptera, Aleyrodidae.